UGGUUGAGUGGUAAGAUUAUUCGAACCACUCAGCCCACCACCAAUCCCGCCCGGGGCCGGACGAAUGGGUGCUCAGGUGCUUUCGACUCAUGGGAGUAAUCGUACACAUGAGGAGGGAGCAUCUGGGGUGCUCACAGGGGCUUUCGACUCAUGGGAGUAAUCGUACACAUGAGAAGGGAGCACCUGUGAGGUCCCGGAUUAACCUGGCGACGGACCGGAUCCGUCGUUGGCUUAAUUCUUUUGCUUUUGCGCAGGAGUUCAAUUCUUUCCGCGCGAUGGCAGAUGCUGACUGUGUCCGUGGCCCAGAAGUUUGCUAAUCAUUUUCUCUACACCGGUUCCUUCAGCUUGUUGAGGCAUGUCCAGUUUUUGCCUCGUUCAAAUUGUUUUGGCGCCUGUCGGAUUCGAACCCACGACCAUCUUCGGCAUUUUCAUUUCAACGCCGGGCCGAUGAACCCGAUCACAAAAAUGCCGUGGCAAGCGUCUUCCGAAGUGGCCCUCAGCGUAGACGAAGUCGACGACGCGCCAGGUCUGACGGUAAAGAGUAUCAACUUCUUCGCAAACAAAUACGGUGCGCCUUACGAUGACGAGAGAUACUCUCCCUUGCUAUAUUCUUCUCGCAAAGGUUUGGCGAAAAAAGCUUUCUUCCAGACUUGUGGCUGGGAUCCGCGUCGCGACGAGGCGAUUCUGUAUCGACAACUUUUCCAGCACGAAGGUAUCGAAACUCGCGAGAAGAUUUAUCAAGGCUUGCCUCAUGGUUUUUGGACGACUUGUCCCGGUCUCCCGGAAUCGAAGGCUGCGAAACAGGACUCUGUGGAUGGUGUUAAAUGGAUGCUCGGAUGAAUCGCCAUACAUAAGAAGAACAGAGUUGAAAGCCAUGCACUGAGGAGACCAUAUGUGACUUUUACGAGCAACAGUGAGUGCGCUUUAGCCGUCUUUCCGAAUAUGGUAAUCGCAUUCCCGGACUUGUACUGUAGGGAAGCUACUGAAAUUGGUGCAAACGCAUACUUGAUGCAACUCCUCUUCAUGGACAUAUAGAACAGUAUCAGCAAAGUAUCUUG
Molecule: messenger RNA, 1058 nt
Organism: Pseudocercospora fijiensis CIRAD86
Lineage: Eukaryota; Fungi; Ascomycota; Dothideomycetes; Mycosphaerellales; Mycosphaerellaceae
Exons: 1
Coding region: 466-840 (124 amino acids)
Molecular function (GO): hydrolase activity
Source: RefSeq, a predicted model, not a curated record